GCCGGGCCGGAGGAGAAGUUUUUGCUGCGGCUGCUGAGUUAGGGUGCGGGCCCCCGCAAGCAGUGCACGCCCGCUGCCAUGGCUUUCCGUAGGAGGACGAAAAGUUACCCGCUCUUCAGCCAGGAGUUCGUCAUCCACAACCAUGCAGACAUCGGCUUCUGCUUGGUGCUCUGCGUCCUCAUCGGGCUUAUGUUUGAGGUCACAGCCAAGACUGCCUUCCUAUUUAUCUUACCUCAGUAUAACAUUAGUGUGCCUACAGCAGACAGCGAGACAGUCCACUACCACUAUGGCCCAAAGGACCUGGUCACCAUCUUGUUCUACAUCUUCAUCACCAUCAUCUUGCAUGCUGUGGUACAAGAGUACAUCUUAGACAAAAUCAGCAAACGGCUUCAUCUCUCCAAGGUCAAACACAGCAAGUUCAAUGAAUCUGGACAACUGGUCGUCUUUCAUCUCAGCUCGGUGGUAUGGUGCCUCUACGUGGUGGUAACGGAAGGAUACUUAACGAACCUGAGAAGCCUCUGGGAAGAUUACCCACAUGUGUACCUCUCCCCUCCUGUUGUUCCCAGUGACCUCUCCUUUCCCUUCUUCUGGAGGCAUGAUGUGUUGGCUCAUGACGGAGAAGAAAUCCCCCGCCAGCUGCAGUACAUUAGCCUGUACCUGCUUCACAUCGCUGGGGCAUACCUCUUAAACCUGAGCCGCCUGGGCCUCAUCUUGCUGCUGCUGCAGUACUCAACGGAGUUCCUCUUCCACAUGGCUCGACUCUUCUACUUCGCAGAUGAGAACAACGAGAGGCUGUUUAAUGCCUGGGCUGCUGUGUUUGGGGUCACACGCCUCUUCAUCCUCACUCUCGCUGUGUUGGCCAUUGGCUUUGGAUUGGCUCGGGUGGAAAACCAGGUGUUCGACCCUGAGAAAGGGAACUUUAACACCUUGCCUUGCAGGCUCGGCAUGCUGCUGCUGGUGUGUGUUGCCCAGGCCUGGCUCAUGUGGCGCUUCAUCCACUCGCAGCUGCGGCACUGGCGGGAAUACUGGAAGGAACAGAGCGCUAAGCGCAGAGUCCCAGCUGCCUCCAGGCUUCCAGCCAGGCCCAUCAAGAGGGAACCUGGUUACCAUGAAAACGGUGUGGUGAAAGCAGAGAAUGGAACCUCCCCACGGACUAAGAAACUCAAGUCUCCCUAAGGCCAAAGUGCUGAGAACGGGAUCCACUGGGUGAGGGCCCAGCGGGAGGUGAGAAGCACUGACUCCAGCUCAGCCUCUCCAUCCUCCUGGCCAUGCUCCAUCUCCAUCAGCAGAAACCUUGGCGUCACAGGGGGAGUAGCUCUCCACCUUCCUGGCUUUCUCUUCUUCCACAAACCAUUUUCAAUAAAGCCAAAAAUCUUCCUCUCUUGCUCCCUU
This is a messenger RNA of Microtus ochrogaster (prairie vole), 1392 nucleotides long. It is a transcript of the gene Tram2, whose product is annotated as translocation associated membrane protein 2. NCBI's taxonomy places the organism in Eukaryota, Metazoa, Chordata, Mammalia, Rodentia, Cricetidae. Gene Ontology annotation, cellular component: endoplasmic reticulum membrane. The coding region runs from base 79 to 1176 and encodes 365 amino acids. Gene Ontology annotation, biological process: SRP-dependent cotranslational protein targeting to membrane, translocation; protein insertion into ER membrane. The transcript is spliced from 11 exons. The record is from RefSeq and is a predicted model, not a curated record.